Cryptotermes secundus is the source of this 1319-nucleotide messenger RNA. RefSeq names its product beta-1,3-glucan-binding protein. The record is from RefSeq and is a predicted model, not a curated record. Gene Ontology annotation, biological process: carbohydrate metabolic process. NCBI's taxonomy places the organism in Eukaryota, Metazoa, Arthropoda, Insecta, Blattodea, Kalotermitidae. Gene Ontology annotation, molecular function: hydrolase activity, hydrolyzing O-glycosyl compounds. The coding region runs from base 49 to 1170 and encodes 373 amino acids. The transcript has 7 exons.
UCUCACCCAACAAAUCAUAUCGCCCAGCUGCAAGGAACUGCUGUGAGCAUGAGGACUCUGGUGGUACUGGUCUGCACUCUUGCAGCCGCGCAUGCAGAAUGCUUGCCGUCCGUCACAACAGCCAUUGGCACCAAAGCGCCAGCAAAAAUCUGCAGUGGAGACCUCAUCUUUAACGAGGAAUUCAAUGUUUUCGACUUAUCAACUUGGAAUCACGAAAAGACAGCGGCAGGCGGAGGCAACUGGGAAUUUCAAAUCUACAACAACAACCGCUCCAACAGUUUUGUAAAGGACGGAAAACUCCAUAUCAAACCGACCCUUACUGCAGACCAGUACGGUGAAGCUUUCUUGGCAAACGGCGUCCUCAAUUUACAAGGUGGAGCCCCAGCUGAUGCGUGCACAAACCCACAGGACUGGGGCUGUGAAAGGACAGGAAGUGCUACAAACCUCUUGAACCCAAUCACUUCUGCACGGAUUCGUACAGUCGAGUCCUUCAGCUUCACGUACGGUAAAGUGGAAGUUAAAGCGAAACUGCCUGCUGGGGACUGGACGUGGCCAGCUAUCUGGCUCUUGCCCCGGUUCAAUUACUACGGCUCAUGGCCGUCGUCUGGUGAGAUAGACCUCACUGAAGGUCGAGGCAACAGGAAGCUGGUCAGCAAUCAGCAGAACAUUGGCUCUGAGCUGACUUCAUCCACACUGCACUUCGGCCCCUUCUGGCCACUCAAUGGGUAUGCGCAUGCUCAUUUCGAGAAGAAUACAGCUCCAGAUAAAGGCUUCGAUACAGACUUCAAUCUGUUCCAGUUGGAAUGGACUCCAGAUUAUAUUCAAUUCAGUGUUAACGAUGAAGUUAUUGGCAAAGUAGAACCCUCAGAUGGUGGAUUCUGGAAGAUUGGUAACUUCGAUUCACAAGUAGGAGCUGUUGACAAUCCCUGGCAACACGGAAACAAGAUGGCACCUUUUGACCAACCAUUUUACUUCAUAGUUAAUGUUGCUGUCGGAGGGGUAAAUAACUUCUUCCCUGAUGGUGCAGAGAACCCAGGGGGCAAGCCCUGGCUAAAUACUUCACCCCAGGCUUCAACAGACUUUUGGAAUGGACGCAACCAGUGGCUUCCGACCUGGAGUGGUGACGAUGUAGCCUUACAAGUAGAUUACAUUAAAGUAUGGGCAAUAUAAGGGGUUACAAGGCAAUGAUUUGUGUGAUACAAACAACUUCAUGCAAUUGGAUUAAUGUCACUUUAAGAUGUAACACACUGAACCCCUUGUUACUAAAGGAAAGCUGUACAUACUCCUAUGUUAAGAAAUACAACUAAUGGUAAAACAAG